Molecule: messenger RNA, 1599 nt
Organism: Brugia pahangi
Lineage: Eukaryota; Metazoa; Nematoda; Chromadorea; Rhabditida; Onchocercidae
Source: the annotation of a GenBank genome assembly
AUGGAACGUUGUUCUUUUAUUUUGAAAAAGAAAAACCGGAAAUGUCGGAUGCUGGUGAAAAACGGCCAGAAAUAUUGCGGAGAACAUGCUAUUUACGAUGAUCAGAAUGAGGAUCGUAUCAUUUGUCCAAACGAUCCAAGACACACAGUGAAUAAAUCACAUUUGCAAAAACAUUUAUCUUCUCGAUGUAAUAGUCGUUUACCUGAAGUACCGUGGAUCGUUAAAAAUUUUAAUUUAGCAGGAUCUCCAAAUGGAGUGGAGCCGUGGUAUCGUCCUUCAGAUGGCGAAUUUUUGAGAAUUCGAAAAAUCAUUGAAAGAAUAUACAACCAGAUAGCCAGUGAUAUUACAGAUUCCUUUCUGAAAAAUGAAUUUAUUGAAAACUGUGCUUCAAGUUUUUCAAAACUGAAAAAGAAACAUAUUUGGCAAAUAUCAUCAAUAAUUGAACAUCUAAGAAUAAUCGAGUUGCUUAAUAAUGACAAGCGCUGGUGUAUGAUAGAUUUUGGAACCGGUAGAGCACAGCUUUCAUAUUGGAUGGCCAAAAUUGCUCCAAAAUGUCGAUUUCUGCUGAUCGAAAAGAUGGGAUCAAGGAAUAAAUUCGAUAAUAAAAUUCACAAAUUUAAAUUAAUUCAUUUCAAAAUUGAGGAACUGGAUUUAGUCUUUCUUGAACGAUUACGUUGUUCGGUGGAGCAUCUUGAUUUAUCGAAAAUUGAUUUGAUUCGGGAUGUGGAUAAUACAGCAGCAGUAUGCAAACAUUUCUGUGGUGCUGCUACAGAUUUUGGUAUCCGGUGCUUAAUGAAUGGAGUAAAAAGCGGUUUGAAUGUAAAUGGUUUCGUUUUAGCCCCGUGUUGCCAUCAUCGAACUACAUACAAUGAGUACAUUGGUCGCGCCUUCUUAGGAUCUCAUGGCAUUUGUAGCUCAGAUGAAUUUGCCGCUUUAAGACAUAUUUCAACAUGGGCUGUUUGCGGUUUCCUUAAUCAGGAGAAUCUUGAUGCUACUGUUUCUGUUUCAUCUCAUUCACCAAAGUUCGAAAAUUUGGGUCAACAGAAAGCAAAGUUGGAAUUCAUGUUGCUGAAUUCAGCGGAGAAAGAACUUCUUGGACAGAAAGCUAAAGCGGUUUUGGAAUUUGGUCGAGUCGUAGAACUUCGGAACAUUGAAGGUUCCGGUUUAAACUCGGUUUCGGGUCCCGAAACAUCUGAGGAACAAAAGAAGCGGUUCGAAAUUGAAUGUGAAUUUGUACAGGCUUUAGCUAAUCCUCAUUACUUGAAUUUUUUAGCGCAGCGAGGUUAUUUUAAGGAGCCAUACUUCAUCAAUUAUUUGAAAUACCUUUUGUACUGGAAAAGACCAGAAUACGCGAGAGCUUUGAAAUAUCCGCAGUGCUUACAUUUCCUUGAAGCGGUACAGAGCUCAGCUUUUCGUGAGGCAAUAACUUGUACAGCAAAUGCAAAAUUUAUUGAAGAACAACAGUUGCUGCAAUGGCAAUAUUAUACUCGUAAACGCCAACGAUUGCAUGUGUAUACAACGGAACACGAUGAUGACGGACAGGAAUGGAAGCAGCAGCAUCCACAACAACGGCAAAAAACUUCAACGACAUCUUCCUAA